Messenger RNA from Prosopis cineraria, 1717 nucleotides. RefSeq names its product probable xyloglucan galactosyltransferase GT17. The record is from RefSeq and is a predicted model, not a curated record. The transcript has a single exon. Gene Ontology annotation, molecular function: glycosyltransferase activity. Lineage: Eukaryota; Viridiplantae; Streptophyta; Magnoliopsida; Fabales; Fabaceae. The coding region runs from base 72 to 1526 and encodes 484 amino acids.
CUACUCGUGAGGCUUGUUAGUCUUCUCCAGCUAAAUUUCACACCACACAACCUUCUCUCUUCUUCUUCUUCAUGUUCUUCAGAAAGCAAUCGCCUGCCUCAGCUGAUCCGCCAUGGAGCUUCAAGUCAGAGAGCUUCUCCAAACUCAAAGACCCCCACCACCCCACUCGCUCUCUCUCUCCUAACUUGAGGUACACUCUUCUCCUCUCUCUCUUUCUUGCUUCCUGGUUCCUUCUUCUCUUCCGCUUCACACCACCCUCCUCCUCCACCGCUCCCGCCGCCGACUCCGGCGGCGCCGCCAGAAAGUUAUUGCUUCCGAGAGCCGAUUGUGAUGGCACUGUAUCAGUUUAUGUCUACAAUUUACCUCCUCGCUUCAACGUCGGCCUUCUCACUCGCUGUCAGAACCUCAACAUAUACACCAACAUGUGCCCGCACGUAGCGAAUCACGGCCUCGGCCAGCCCAUUCCCAAUUACAUGUCUCUCUCCUCCGCCACCUGGUUCGCCACCCACCAGUUCAUCGCCGAGAUGAUCGUCCACGCGCGCGUGGAGAAUCACCCUUGCCGCACGUGGGACCCUACCGUAGCUAACCUCUUCUACGUACCCUUCUACGGUGGGCUCCACGCUUCUGGCAUGUUCCGCGAGGCUAAUCACACACUACGCGAUGAAUUAGCCGUUGACCUCGUCCGGUACCUACAGGAUCAGCCCGCGUGGCAGAAACACAAUGGCAAGGACCAUUUUCUUGCCCUAGGGAGAACCGCGUGGGAUUUCAUGAGGACAGAAGACGGCCCAGACUUUGGCGCCAACAUACUCUUGAACCUGCCACCUGUCCAGAACAUGUCGGUGUUGACCGUGGAGAGACAACCUUGGAAAGGCUUGAACCAGUAUGGCAUUCCUUACCCUUCUUAUUUCCAUCCCACAACAAUCUCAGAACUGGAGAGAUGGCAGAGGAAGAUGAUGGAAUCGGAGCGACCGUACCUGUUUUCCUUCGUCGGCGGUCCGAGGAAAGGCUUGGAAAAGGCGGCGAUCCGAGGGGAGAUUCUCCGGCAGUGCGAGGAGUCAACGCGGUGCAAGCUCUUGAAAUGCGGCGGCGACGCCGGAGGAGUCAGGUGUCACGAGCCAAGCGUGGUGCUGGACGUGAUGACCAAGUCUGAGUUCUGCCUGCAGGCACCCGGCGACUCGUUCACGCGGCGUUCGACGUUCGACUCGGUGCUGGCAGGCUGCAUUCCGGUGUUCUUCUCGCCGCACACGGCGUACAGUCAAUACGCGUGGUACAUGCCGGCGGAGGAAAAAGAGACAUAUUCGGUGUAUAUUGAUGAGAAAGGAGAAGAAAGCAAGACGAUCGAGAAGGAACUGAUGAAGAUUCCGAGGGAGAAAGUGAAGAGAAUGCGACAAGUUGUGAUCGAGAUGAUCCCAAGACUGACAUAUGCUCACCCCAAUGCGAGUGAGAUUGGGUUUAGAGAUGCAGUUGAUGUUGCACUGGUCCAACUCUCUAAGAUCGUUCAGGCAAAAAUCAAUGCAGAAUCUUAAUGACGAGGUCAGAGAUAGAUAAGUUAUUCAUCAGAAAUGAAUUUUAAUUAUUCAAGUGAAAUGUAGAAGAUUAGACCUAAAGAUGAAGUAGGAAAAAGGGAAAUAUAUUUAUUCAUUCUUCCUCGGAAUAGUUGUUUUGGAAGUGCAUGUUAACGCUUGCUUUGCUUCCUUAUGAAGAUUCGUUUUCAUUA